Messenger RNA from Sparassis crispa, 987 nucleotides. RefSeq lists its product as hypothetical. The coding region runs from base 1 to 987 and encodes 328 amino acids. The transcript has 4 exons. NCBI's taxonomy places the organism in Eukaryota, Fungi, Basidiomycota, Agaricomycetes, Polyporales, Sparassidaceae. The record is from RefSeq and is a predicted model, not a curated record.
AUGAGUGGUGGAAAAUUCUCCCCUGCUCUUCCGGUCUUGGUGAAGUGUCAUACGCAAGCACAAGCUGAGGAUGUCGAGCGAUUCAAUGAUGUCGUCAAACCACUGAAGCAUCUGGAUGAGACUACUACCGAGGCGAUCGUCGACUUGAUCAAUCAAUCCUUGGUAACACCAACAAUUCUACGUGCUCACCAAAACUUCUGGUGUGUUGUCUAUGGGAAUAGAAGUGGGAUAUUCAUGUCCAAUACCGAGGCAAUAGCCCAGGUCAAUGGCAUGACAAAAGCCAUCUUCAGGCGGAUCUCCGAGCAGAAUGGCUCUGCAUUCAAGCGGGCACUGAUCUACAUGGUGACGAAGGGAGCCAGCGAGAAGGACCUGAGUGAGCAGAGAGCAGAUAGCUCGAGCAUUGAUCCGCAGCUGAACAGCUUAAGCACCUCAUUCCAGACCCAGUUCACCAUGCACGUGGAGCGUUCUGAGGACGUCUCUCACGCACAACCUUCUACACCUUCUGCACAUUCUCAGGCCCGUCAAGGCGCUAUUGUCAGCAAUGCAUCUAUUCGUGCCCAUUCGCCAUCACGACAGCCUACCCCAGUGCAGCAUGGAACACCAUCUCGGAGCAGCCGUCAAGGUUCUGCUCGACACUCCGAUGACUCCCAAGAUCACGAAUAUGCGGCUGCUGCCUCCGGUCCUCCACCUGUGUAUAUCUAUCAACACGUUCGAAAUUUGGCAGGGAUUGUGAAGACGCUGCUGGGACCCUGCACGGACUCGACACCAGCUCUCUCUCUUGGGCAUCAAGUGGAUGCAUACCUGCAAGCUCAUGGGUACAGUAAUGAUGCUAACAUGACAAUAUGUCAUGCAUACAGCCUGAGCGGAACAUUGGAGGAAUUCAUCAAGAAGUUGGCUCCAAAGGGCAUGCCGAUCAAGGAGAUUAAGUACUUAUGGUGUCUCUGUGGUCCGUCGGACUGGGUAUGGGCUGAAGUGGAGAUCCAGUAA